Molecule: messenger RNA, 4834 nt
Organism: Marmota monax (woodchuck)
Lineage: Eukaryota; Metazoa; Chordata; Mammalia; Rodentia; Sciuridae
Gene: Tlr3
Product: toll like receptor 3
Exons: 8
Coding region: 667-3384 (905 amino acids)
Biological process (GO): inflammatory response; immune response; toll-like receptor signaling pathway
Cellular component (GO): membrane
Molecular function (GO): transmembrane signaling receptor activity; protein binding
Source: RefSeq, a predicted model, not a curated record
CCAGCCCCGCCCACAGUAAACCCGGGUUCCCACCCUUUCAACUUUCUCCAUUGUUAAAUUCGUGAUCAUUUCCAUGAAAUCCAGGAGAGGAUACCAAAAUAUUUUCAGAUGAGACGUUUUUAAGAAGCAAUUUACACUGCACCGAGAUUGUCCUGGUUGUCCCCGCCGCCCCCCUCCAGCCCUCCACUACCUUUGCCCUCUUUUGAAUGCACCAAAUACAAACGCCUAGUUGUGUUUUUUUUUUUUUUUUUUUAACUUCAGUUUCACUUUCGAGAUUGCAGUAAGCUCACCACGCACAUUUCCCCGAUGAUAAACGUCUGGAUGUGAACUCAUGAAAAACAAGGAACCGGCAACCAUCAUCAAAGGGAAGUCUUUCUUUGGUGCUGGAAAUCGUGUCAGAACCAUUCAACACGGAAAAUGGAAGAAAUGGGAUGAGACAGGACUUUUUGGUGAACGGUCACAAUUCUGAAAUUUUGCAAGAUCCUUUCCAUGUAUUUUCAUGCAUCCUGCUUAUCACUUGUGGGAAGUAAAGGCUCAACGUCAGCGAAGAUAAAAGGAUAAGUUUAUGAAGGGGAUCAUGAGAAUUUAAAAUAGAAACUGUCAAGAGAGCUUACUUUUGAAGAUUGCAACUGGCGUGGAGGUACAGGACAAGAAAAGAGUUGAAUCAUGAGGCUGCAUUUACCUUAUCAUAUCUACUUCUUUUGGGGACUGUGGCCCCAUUGGAUUCUGUGUACAUCUUCCACCAACAAAUGCACUGUGAGACAUGAGGAAGCUGACUGCAGUCAUCUAAAGUUGACUGAAAUACCCAAUGACCUCCCAGUAAACAUAACCACAUUGGACCUUUCCCAUAACCAACUCAGAAGAUUGCCACCUGCCAACUUUACAAGAUAUAGCCAACUUACCAUCUUGGAUGGAGGAUUUAAUACCAUUUCAAAAUUCGAGCCAGAAUUGUGCCAGAAUCUCCCCUUGCUGAAAAUUUUGAACCUCCAACACAAUGAGCUAUCUCACGUUUCUGAUACAACCUUUGCCUUCUGCUUGAAUUUGACGGAGCUCCAUCUAAUGUCCAACUCAAUCCAGAAAAUUCAAAACAACCCUUUUAAAAACCAGAAGAAUUUGAUCGUAUUAGACCUGUCUCAUAAUGGUUUAUCAUCUACAAAAUUAGGAACUCAACUCCAACUGGAAAAUCUCCAAGAGCUUAUAUUAUCAAAUAAUAAAAUUCGUGCACUAAGAAGUGAAGAAUUUGAUUUCCUUGGCAAUUCUUCUUUACGAAAAUUAGAGUUGUCAUCAAAUCAAAUUAAACAGUUCUCUCCAGGAUGUUUUCAUGCAAUUGGAAAACUGUUUGGCCUCUCCUUGAACAAUGUCCAACUGGGCCCCAGUCUCACUGAGAAGCUUUGUUUGGAAUUAUCUAGCACGAGCAUCCAGAAUCUCUCUCUGAGUAACAUUCAGUUGUACAGAACCAGCAACAUGACUUUCUCUGGACUCAAACAGACAAAUCUCACCACGCUCAAUCUUUCCCACAACAACUUAAAUGUGAUUGGUAACAAUUCCUUUGUUUGGCUUUCGCAUCUGAAAUAUUUCUUCCUGGAGUAUAAUAAUAUACAGCAUUUGUCUUCUCACUCCUUUUAUGGACUUUCCAAUGUGAGAUACCUGAAUUUGAAGGGAUCUUUUACUAAACAAGGUAUUUCCCUUGCUUCACUUCCCCAGAUUGAUGACUUUUCCUUUCAGUGGCUAAAAUGUUUGGAGUACCUUAAUAUGGAAGAUAACAAUCUUCCUGGCAUCAAAAGCAAUAUGUUCACUGGAUUGGUAAAUCUGAGAUACUUAAUUCUAUCCAACUCUUUCACAAGUUUGCAAACUCUAACAAAUGAAACGUUUUUAUCACUUGCUCAUUCUCCUUUACUCUUGUUCAACUUAACCAAAAACAAAAUCUCAAAAAUAGAGAGUGGUGCUUUCUCUUGGUUGGGCCACCUAAAGGUGCUUGACCUUGGCCUCAAUGAAAUCGGGCAAGAACUCACAGGCCAGGAAUGGAGAGGUCUAGAAAAUAUUUAUGAAAUCUACCUUUCCUACAACAAAUACCUACAACUGACUAGCAACUCCUUUGCUCUUGUUCCGAGCCUUCAACGACUUAUGCUCCGGAGAGUGGCCCUGAGAAAUCUGGAGAACUCCCCUUCACCUUUCAGCCCUCUUCAUAACUUGACCAUUCUGGAUCUAAGCAACAACAAUAUAGCCAAUAUAAAUGAUGAACUACUGAAGGGUCUUGAGAAGCUAGAAAUUCUGGAUUUGCAGCAUAACAAUUUAGCACGGCUGUGGAAACAUGCAAACCCUGGUGGUCCUGUUCAUUUUCUGAAGGGUCUUUCUCACCUCCACAUCCUGAAUUUAGAGUCUAAUGGCUUUGAUGAAAUCCCAGUCAAGGUGUUCAAGGACUUAUUUGAACUCAAAAGCAUCAAUUUGGGACUGAAUAAUUUAAAUGUACUUCCACCGUCUGUCUUUGAUGACCAGGUGUCUCUAAAGUUCCUGAACCUUCAGAAGAACCUCAUAACAUCAGUUGAAAAGAAUGUGUUUGGGCCAGUUUUUAAGAACCUGAGUGAUUUAGAUAUGAGCUUUAACCCGUUUGAUUGUACCUGUGAAAGUAUUGCCUGGUUUGUUAACUGGAUUAAUCAGACCCAUACCAACAUCUCUGAGCUAUCAAGGCAUUACCUCUGCAACACUCCACCUCAAUAUCAUGGAUUCCCAGUGAUGCUUUUUGAUACAUCAUCCUGCAAAGACAGUGCCCCCUUUGAACUCCUGUUCAUGAUCAGUACCAGCAUGAUAUUGAUUUUUAUCUUUGUUGUACUACUUAUUCACCUGGAGGGUUGGAGGAUAUCUUUUUAUUGGAAUGUUUCAGUACACCGAGUUCUUGGUUUCAAGGAAAUAGAUGGACAAUCAGAGAAGUUUGAAUAUACAGCAUAUAUAAUUCAUGCCCAUAAAGAUAGAGAUUGGGUCUGGGAACACUUCUCCUCAAUGGAAGAAAAAGACCAAUCUCUCAAAUUUUGUCUGGAAGAAAGGGACUUUGAGGCAGGUGUCCUUGGACUUGAAGCAAUUGUUAAUAGUAUUAAAAGGAGCAGAAAAAUUAUUUUUGUUAUUACACAGCAUCUAUUAAAAGAUCCAUUAUGCAAAAGAUUCAAGGUGCACCAUGCAGUUCAGCAAGCAAUUGAACAAAAUCUGGAUUCCAUUAUAUUGAUUUUUCUUGAGGAGAUUCCGGAUUAUAAACUAAACCAUGCACUCUGUUUGCGAAGAGGAAUGUUUAAAUCUCACUGCAUCUUGAACUGGCCAGUUCAGAGAGAACGGAUAAAUGCCUUUCAUCAUAAAUUGCAAGUAGCGCUUGGAUCCCGAAAUUUAGUGCAUUAAGUUUAUUUAGAGAUUAAAUUAUCUAAAGGGUAGUUUUUCAAUUUAAAAAAUCCCAUGGUAAAUUUAAGUUUUACUAGAAAGUAAUCUGGUACAGGUGAUGGUGUUACAUCACAGUUCUAGCUCUUCCAUGGAAAUGUAUUUCCCUGUUUCAGGCCUUAUGUGGAGAGCUGCUUGAUCUAACCCAAAUAAACCCCUAAUAAGCACUUUCCCUACAAAUGAAGGCACAGUCGAUCCUUGAGACCCAUCACAACUUGAAAUCAUUUAAAAAUAGUCCUCACUUUUAAGAAAGUUAAAGUUUUGUGUGGUUUUGAAAUAAUUAAUGUUGGAUGCACUUUGAAAGAUAUUUGUUUUAAUGAGCUUAAGGCUAUUUCAAUUGCAAAAGAGUAAAAGUUUAGAAAAGCUUAGUUACAUUAAUUUUUCAGUUGAAAAACUUUGUAUUUGAGUAUACCACUAUUAAUUUUAAUCAAUGUGAAAAACCCCUUUAAAUUUGCAUAGCCAAGGGGAAGAAAUCUCUUACAAUUGAGUUUGGGUAAAUUCAUGAAAUAAAUAUUGCAAGAAAUAGUUACUUGUAUUUUUCCAAUGCAUGGGUUUCUGCUCCAGGAGAGUAGAAACAAUACUAUUACUUAAAAAGAGCAUAGAAAGGCUUACUCCCUAACUGUUAGUCAGUAAGUAGAUUGGCUUUGUGGAAACAAAGAAUUUUCUUCCCUAGUCACAGACUCAGGAGAUGAUGCUGGUCAAAUCACUUGGUCCUACUGGGAUUCUUUGAUUCCCAAUCUUGAAAAUGAUGAUGAUAAAUAAGAAGUUAAUGGAUGAGUAUGGUAUAGUAUAUUUACAUGGAAUGUACUAUUGCACCAUAAGAUAAUAUGCUGUAUGUGAGUUAGUCCCUAACUAUCUAGAAAGAGUAUUACUUUAAGUUUUAUUUUUGUUUUACAAUAAAACAAAAAAAUCUAGUCUUGUUUUAUAAUGAAAGAGUCUAGUUAUUAGAAAUAGGUGUGACAAGCUUUUUUGGAAUAUUCAUAGUUCUGGUAUUCAAAUGUAGGAAAGAAUCAAAGUUAUAAUGCUAAUUUCUGCACUUGAAAUGCUCUUUUGUCUGCGGAAGUUAGGAAGCAUCUGAGCUGUCCCAUUUUGAUUUAAAUACAUUAGUAUUCUUGGGACUAAAUUCACAUGAACUUGGAAUAAAUAACACAGCACUGCUGGUUCUGAGAGUGUAGAAUUUAAGCGUAUGAAGGAAUGAUUUUACUUUCACAUUAUUUGCCAGCCUAACACCUCAGACACUUGUUUUAUAGCAUUUUAGUUAAGAUUUGUUUUUAACCGAUAUAAUCCUGUUUUAUUUUUACAUCAUAAGAUAAAAAUCACAACUCUUUGUUUUCUUAAUACACUUUGUAUAUUUUGUAUCAAAAUUCAUAGUUCUUCAUUAAAAUAUUUCUAAAUAAACUAUUUUUAUAAAUUA